Molecule: messenger RNA, 491 nt
Organism: Dendrobium catenatum
Lineage: Eukaryota; Viridiplantae; Streptophyta; Magnoliopsida; Asparagales; Orchidaceae
Exons: 1
Coding region: 174-365 (63 amino acids)
Source: RefSeq, a predicted model, not a curated record
UGCAGUUUUUUGUUCAAAAUUUUAUUCCAUCUUUGGAGUGCCGUAACAAAUUCGUUUCGAUCCAUUUCUCCUCAUCUUUAUAGGCAUUCUCUCCUCACGGCAACGGAAUCCAUCACCUCUUUUUGAUCUCUCUGUCUCUCCGCUCCGAACUCCGGCAAUCCCCUCACCAAAAGAUGUGUUGUCCGGGUAAGACUUGCUGCUGCUGUUUGCUUUUGAUUCUUUUGGUGAUCGCCAUUGGAUUCAUCUUUGGUUUCGGUAUUUUUGCUCAUGGAUUUGAGAAGAUUAAGGAAAGUUUGCACUACGACGUGCAUCGAUAUGGGGAUUUGGGAGGAAGACCCUUCUACUACGCACCCGCACCGUUCUAGGGUUCUUAUCUUCCAGUAAUUUUGAGAUCUUGUUUCUAAAUCUGUAAUUGCUAUUCUUGGUUUGGGAAUAUAGGGUUUUGGUUUUCCCAGAAACAGCUAUUGGAUCUGAUGGCAUUAUUCGUUUAA